AUGGUCACUCCGAGUACGAGGUCUAUGACGGAAGCAGAGAGGAAGCUGAUGGAUGUGGUGGAUAGGCGGGUGAGCGAGGUGGUGGAUCGUUUGGUGGAGAGGCAGGAUAAGCUGGAUGGGCAGUUCGCGGAGAUGAUGCAAGCCCUCGCAGCGAUUAACGGUCAGCUCCGGCGACAGCCGUUGAAAGCGGAGGAAGGAGAGGCAUUGGUGGGUAUGGGAGGGUGGCUGAUGCGUGCGGAGUUCUUUUUUGAGGUGGCAAAAAUGCCGGAGAGAGGAAGGGUUCGUGUAGCGGCGAUUCACAUGGAGGGCAAAGCCUUGCAAUGGCAUCGGGGGUUCAUGAAUUUGCAGGGUGAGGCCGGGUAUGCCAACUUGGAUUGUUAUGUGUCGGCAUUGGGAGCUCGCUUCGGUGCACAAGCCUACAAGGAUCCGCUGGCGGAUCUGAGAAAUCUGAGGCAAUCGGGAUCACUCCAGGAGUAUAUGGAGGCAUUCGAUGAGCUUUACCCGCGAACUGGUAUCCGCGAGGACCAGGCCUUAAGUUUCUUCUUGUCCGGACUAGUUGACGAGCUACAAAUGCCCGUUCGGAUGUUCAAACCGAAGAGGCUAGCGGAGGCGUUUUCCUUAGCUAAACUACAAGAGCUCACGGUGCGUGCUUUGGGAGAAAAGCCGAAGGGUAGCUCAGGUGGGGGACAAUCAGGGAUGGCUACAUAUUCUGGUACUAAAUCCUUAGCCGUGACAGCCACGACCUUGAAGUCGGGGGAUUUUCUGGAACUUCGGCACCACGAGAGCAGGGUCAGGGUGGAAAAAUAUGCGACCUCGUUUGACCCCAAAGGAGAUGGAUGA
Messenger RNA from Salvia splendens (bonfire salvia), 840 nucleotides. RefSeq lists its product as uncharacterized. The transcript is spliced from 2 exons. Bases 1 to 840 code for a protein of 279 amino acids. The record is from RefSeq and is a predicted model, not a curated record. NCBI's taxonomy places the organism in Eukaryota, Viridiplantae, Streptophyta, Magnoliopsida, Lamiales, Lamiaceae.